AUGGAGGAGGCAGGGGUGCCGGUGAAGAGGACCAAAUCUCUGCGCCGGACUCCCUUAUCGGCGCGCACCAAAAGCACCUACGAAAGCGUAAUCAGGUGUAUGAAGGAAAACAAAAAUGACCAAAAAAAAAUACGAUACUCGCUAUUCCUAAAGGCGUAUGAAAAUGCAGAGCUGAUUCAAAUGGAAAGACAAGACGAGCAAGAAAAGUUAAAGUUAAAACUGAACGAAUGGAACAAAUGGAACACGUGCAUCGAUAUGAAGGAUGCCAAAGAGAAGCAGAGAUUGAAGCUGCUAAACAUGCUAAAAAAUUACCAAAUAAAAUACAAAGCAUACUCAAAUUUGAAGGUGUUAUGUGAUUACUCAAUAUAUUUUGAGAAACCAUCAGUUGGGGACGCCAUAAAACAGUGUCAAGCUCCUUUAGACGAUCCACACCGAGACAACUUCUUCUACCACCUUGUCAGCAUCGGGGUGUCCUACAAUGAUAUAAUACUCAUGUCAAGUAUCUUCGAAAACAUAGAACAUCUGAAGAAUUGCAAUAUCUAUAUGUUGCCAUGGAUUUAUAGGAAGCUCAAUGAAUUUCAUAACUUCGACAUGACGACUUUUCUCAUUCAUUGUGUUGCGUACUCUCUGUCUACUUUGCCCUUCUCAUUAGGUUUGUUUCUUCACUAUAGAACCAUGGCGAUUGUUUUUCCUCUCUUUUUUACGUACAUGGUUUUGUCACUUCCUUUUUUGCUACAAGAAAUAAACUGCGGUCGGUUUGUCUUGGAUGGCUCCAUGUCUUUCUUUGUCUCCUUCGAUUACUACCAUGUCCCCAUCGGAAUCAUCCUCAUCAUUUCGUACAUACUCUCCAUUAUAAACUGUGUCGAUAUUAUAUGCUUGGAAAUCAUCUAUUUUUCCUUUUUCCUCACUCCGAAUAACCCCUGGGUUUACCGGAACGUGGAUACCAAAAUAUGCUCCAAGUUCAACGGCAGCCGCAGCAUUUGUGACUUCGCCCGGAAUAUCUGCUACUACAACGAAGCCAUUUCUGUGUGUGAGCUCAACCGGAUUAAGCUGGGCACCAAAAUCUACGACACGCUUCUGAACAAAUACGCCGAACCCAAGAGCGAGAAGUUCACACCCACCACAGUGCUCCUCUCCUUCCUGCUCCUCAUUCUUUACAACGGCUUCUCCAAGUACAAGACUUCGCACAAGGUCCUGAAGAUCCACCUGUCCCUCCUCAUCCUGGUGUUCGUCGCCUUCAUAGUUACGAUGCGUGAUUUCACGCUGCUGAAGUUCUUCCUUCGCGACUUCAGCUGGGACCGAGUUAGGGGCGUUCUCCUCGACCACGAGGUCUGGAUUGCCUGCAUGAUGCACUGCACCAUCACCAUGUCGAUACACUCCGGCAUGUACUUCUACACCUCCAAGGGGCUCAGGCUCGGUAUCAACGUCAUCUCGUGCACCUACCUCAUCGUGCUGUGCUGCUUCCUCCUGGACAUGCUUCUCUUCGUAACCUUCUCCAACAUCAUCGGCAUGCACAUAAAGGACAUCGAGAAGAGUUACUCCUACUUAGUCAAUCUGGUGAAGAGAAACGUGUUCUACAUUUUAAUUCCCGUGGGGAAUAACUUUUACUCCAAGUUUUCCUUCUUCCUUGGGAUCAACAUAUCGAUAAUCUUCUUAACAUUCAUGUUGCUAGCCGCAUCGAAGAGGAUAGAGAUCCUGUUUCUCUCCUUUGACGAUAUACAUUUCUUCAAGCCAAAGAAGACAUGGUUGGACGUCAGGUGGGUGUUCCUAUUUCUACUUUACUAUCUCUACAGCUCCAUUGACAUAACUUUCCUGGAUCUCUUCUUCACAGAGAUGUCUCAAAUUAUUACCCUACUGAUUAUAUUCUACAUUAACUUUAACUUCUUCUGGGUACGUGGAUUUAAGAAGACAAUGGAGAAGUUCGGCAAGUAUCCUAUCCUAUGCCAAGUUAUUCUGACUGCAUUAAAUCAGUUUUUCUUUUUCUAUUUUGAAAUUAUUUUUCGUCUUCCCAACCGAGUCACUCUCUACUUGCUGCGACAAGUUGUUAACAUUUGUAUCAUUCCCCUCGUCUCGGUGCUGCUAUCCAGGUGCACCUGGUUCGGGAGGGCUAUGGAGCCGCGGGGAGGCGCCGUAAGGCAGAUUCUGAGGGACGCCUACGAGCUCGCCACCGAGUGCACCAACAAGUCCAAGAACAUCCAGCUCGAAUUCAGCCAGACGUCCAAGAGCGCCAAGUGGUUCAACCUCUACAUCGUCCUUUUCUGCAAAUAUCUGGGGAUCGACCUAGUGUUUAUGUGCUUUGUGCAUGUGGGAAGUAGCAUUUUUUCCAUAAAACAGAAUUUUUUUAAAAAGAAAAAUGUCCACUUGCAGACGGAUCCCUACCUACUGUUUUUUCUCCUCUUCCUCUGCUACGUUUACAUUGCCUACAUCCAUCUCCCCCUGGUGCAGAUGAUUAAGAGGCGCAAAAUUAUACGAGUUAACAACUUUAACGUCCUCGACUACUCCAUAUGCUUCGAGGAGCCCAAGCGGCCGCGGCGGGGUCUCCUCUUUGAUGAGUUUAAGCGGGAGUGA
Plasmodium inui San Antonio 1 is the source of this 2568-nucleotide messenger RNA. RefSeq lists its product as hypothetical. NCBI's taxonomy places the organism in Eukaryota, Apicomplexa, Aconoidasida, Haemosporida, Plasmodiidae. Gene Ontology annotation, cellular component: membrane. The coding region runs from base 1 to 2568 and encodes 855 amino acids. The record is from RefSeq and is a predicted model, not a curated record. The transcript is spliced from 4 exons.